This is a messenger RNA of Nicotiana attenuata, 2880 nucleotides long. RefSeq names its product B3 domain-containing transcription factor ABI3-like. The record is from RefSeq and is a predicted model, not a curated record. Bases 492 to 2477 code for a protein of 661 amino acids. The transcript has 6 exons. NCBI's taxonomy places the organism in Eukaryota, Viridiplantae, Streptophyta, Magnoliopsida, Solanales, Solanaceae. Gene Ontology annotation, molecular function: DNA-binding transcription factor activity; DNA binding.
UUUUAUAACCUCUGUUUAUCUCUCUCUCUCUCUCUUUCAAAGUUUUUCCGUCUUAUUUUUGGUUCAAACCCCCUUUAAAUAAAAACAGAAAAUAGUAAAAGAGUGUUGAAACUUAUCUGAACUGUCUACAAGUGUUGUUUUGGUUAUGUGGCGUAUGAGACAAUUUCAGUUUGUUGAAGUUUGGUGGUGUUUUUGUCUUUUAAAACACAAGGAUACAUAGUUUAGUUCUUUGAAUUUUCUUGUUUUUAUCAUCCAUUUGUAAAGAAUAUUCCUGCAUAAUAUAUAUGUAUAUACAGGUACUUACAUUAUACAGUAAGAGUGAGUAUUUUAAUUAGUUAAAGUGUAGUAAUUAAGAGUCGCUUUCUUCAGAUUUGGUAGUACUACUUAUUUUUUUGGAUAUAUAAAUUCCAAAACCUCAGAUAGUUUAUGUUGCAAAAACCAGAGAAAUUAAAUAACACCGUUUUUCUCUUUUAAAAAUCCAGAAAACAAGAAUGAAAAGAGAGUUACAGCAGCUUUAUGGUUAUAAUAAUAAUCAAGAAAUGCAUGGAUUUGAGAAUAUUAAUAUGGUGACAGUAGUUGAUGAUAUUCAAAGCCAACAACAGCAGCAGCAGCCGCCUACUGAUUUUAAUCCUAUGGAUGAUACAAAUAUUUGGCUCAAUAAUGGAAAUGAAGAACAACAUCAUUUUAAUGUUAAUGACAAUAAUUACAUUAAUUUCUCUACUGAUUUUCCUCCUCUUCCUGAUUUUCCAUGCAUGUCAUCUUCCUCCUCAACUUCUAAUUCCCCUCCUACAGAUUCUUCAUCUUCUGCUCAAGCUGAAGAAGAUCAUUUCCACAAGAAAAUCCAAUUUGAUAACACAAUUGACAACCAAGUUUGUUUAAAUGUGAUAGAAAAUCUUGGUUAUAUGGAUUUAAUUGAUGGAAAUCGUGAUUUUCUUGAUCCUAUGACCCCUUUUUUCCAAGGUGAAAAUCCACAAAAAAACCAACAAAACCACCACCAACAACAAGGGGAAGUGCAGUUUGAAAAUGAGCAACAUUCUAUAUUUCAAGGGGAUAGUGAGCUUGCACUUAUGUUUUUUGAAUGGCUAAAGCAAAACAAAGACAACAUUUCUGCUGAAGAUAUGAGGAGUAUUAAGCUCAAACGUUCAACAAUUGAAAGCGCUUCGAAACAAUUAGGAAGUACAAAAGAAGGUAAAAAACAGUUGUUGAGACUGAUUCUUGAUUGGGUUGAACAACACAGAUUGCAAAAGAAACAAAUGAGUGAAGCUGCACCAAAUCAAGAAAGUUUCCAGAAUUCUGCCUCUAACUACAAUUUCCAUUAUAAUACAGUUGGAAUUGACCCAAAGGCUCGCUUUUAUCCGUCACCUUGGAUGGCAACUGCUGCUUAUAACAUCCCUAAUUUCCCCGAUUCGGCCUCUGUAAUGGCGGGGCAGAUACCGGGGUACAUUGGUGAUCUUUACACUAACGGAUCGUUAUUUGUGUCUCCGUUUAAUCAGACAAUGAGUGGAAGAGCAAGUUCACCGGCUUCAACAGAAUAUCAACCCAUGGACUAUACUCAAUCGUGGUUGCCAUCGCAAUUUGCAAUGACGGCCGCUUCUCAGUAUAACAAAUUUCCUGAUAAUAAUGAUAGUACUGACAAUGUUGCUUCUGUUGAUCAGCCUCAGUCUUUAUUUGGUACGCAAUAUCCGUACCAGCUUUUAGAUGGGAAUGGUGAGAGAUUGGCAAGGUUGGGAUCUAAAGAGGCUAGGAAGAACAGAAUGGCUAGACAGAGACGAUUACCGUUGCACCAUUAUCGCCAUCAAGUUCAGAAUAAAAGACAAUGUAAUGACCAAAGUGUGACGAUGGAUGGAGAGAAUGGUGCAACAGAUACAGGUAACAGUCCAGGAAAUUGGGUUUAUUGGCCUGCUGCUGCUGCUGCUCCGCCAAUGAUGAUGGUUCCACAGGCUGAUUCUCCACAAUCUCAUUCUACCGAGAGGCCAGCUGUGCGAUCGCAGAACCAUCAGAAGCAUAGUUCGGCAGACAAAAGACAGGCCAGCAAAACCGAGAAGAAUCUCAAAUUUCUCCUGCAAAAGGUGCUGAAGCAAAGCGAUGUUGGCAGUCUAGGAAGAAUUGUGUUGCCAAAGAGAGAAGCAGAAACUCAUCUUCCUCAACUUGAAUCAAGAGAUGGAAUUUCAAUCGCCAUGGAAGACAUUGGAACUUCUCGAGUUUGGAACAUGAAAUAUAGAUUUUGGCCAAAUAACAAAAGCAAGAUGUACCUUCUUGAGAACACAGGCGACUUUGUUCGGGCUAAUGGACUUCAAGAAGAUGACUUCAUUGUAAUAUACGCUGACAUAAAGUGUGGCAAAUAUUUGAUACGAGGAGUAAAAGUGAGACAGAAUGGACCAAAAUCAGAGGGCAAGAAACCAGCAAAGAAAAGCCAUCGUGAUUUGUCAUCUACAGCUGCUUCUAUUAGCUCUCCAGUUGCACAAGCAGUUAGAUAGUUGAUGGAGCACCAGUCAGUCUCACAGUCGGGCAGGCUUAUACCAUUAUGCUCACGAGCAGAAUCUUAGCUUGAGCCUAUCUUCGGACCCUCACGUUGCGUUUAUCAACAAGUGCGAAGUUGAUGUUCAUCUUCUUUACAAAUUAGCACUAGUAUAAUUUUGUAAACUAGAGUUCUCUAUUGAUGACCCUGACUCGUCCAAAGAGCUCAUCCAUUGCCUUGAUUCUGGAUUUAGCCAAAUGUUCUACACAUGUUUAAGGGGUUCGUAGUUGUUAAGUCAGGGCUACACUAUAAUGUAGUGAAUAUAUGUAAGUUGUAAUCUGAGUGUGUUGUAUGACCGUUUUCUGGGGUUUUAGGCAAUGCGAUGACCAUCAUUUGUAACAAUCUUUAUGUCAAUAUUAUAC